Molecule: messenger RNA, 5041 nt
Organism: Hemicordylus capensis (graceful crag lizard)
Lineage: Eukaryota; Metazoa; Chordata; Lepidosauria; Squamata; Cordylidae
Product: zinc finger protein 16-like
Exons: 2
Coding region: 190-1380 (396 amino acids)
Biological process (GO): regulation of transcription by RNA polymerase II
Molecular function (GO): RNA polymerase II cis-regulatory region sequence-specific DNA binding; DNA-binding transcription factor activity, RNA polymerase II-specific
Source: RefSeq, a predicted model, not a curated record
CCACCGGGGCGCUCUCUCCCUGUGCUGAGAAGGAGGAAGCGCCUCGGUUGACUUCUGCACUGCAGCUCUGUGUGGGCUGGAGGUUGAGCUUCCUGGGUCAGCGACCAAGACUUCUGCCUCCAUUGUGAGCCGGGAUCUCAGGGUGGACAAAAACCGUUGUGCUUUCCCACCGUGGGGAGGGGAGGUCCUAUGUCCGUCUGCGCUCCGCCCAUGCGGGAACUAUUAUCCCAAACUGGAGCCAGACCCCUGGGGCAACCCCGGGCUUUGCAGCAGCAGAUCUUAGUUCCUGAGCAGAAGGAAAUCCCAGGUGAAAGAUGUGACAAGGGAAAACAUUCAUCUUUUGAAACUGAAAUACCAUGCAAGAUAUCUCCAAAAAGAUCCACCAAUGACAGUGUUCCUGAGAGUCCAGAGCAAGGAAUUUCCCCCAGAAGUUUGGAGCAGGCUGAUGUUUUAGAAGAGAUGGAAGCGAAACAGCAUCACAGUGGGGUAAGAGUUAGGAAACGCAAAGGCACCAUUGUCUACCGGAGAACUUGCAUGGGCGAGAAACCAAACAUCUGUAUUGAGUGUGGAAAAAGCUUUCUCCAGAGCUCAGACCUAAUUAACCAUCGGAGAAUCCACACGGGAGAGAAGCCUUAUCGGUGCCCCGACUGUGGGAAGAGUUUUAGCAUAAGCUCAAACCUUAUCAGACACCAAAGGACCCACACAGGUGAGAAACCCUACAGCUGUGCCCACUGUGGGAAAAGUUUCACUGAUAGAUCAACACUGAUCCAACAUCAGCGUAUCCACACAGGAGAAAAGCCUUAUCAGUGCAUGGACUGUGGGAAGGCCUUCAGCCGGAGCUCUCAUUAUAAGAGGCACUUGAAGAGUCUGCCAGGAAAACAUCAGGGCCAAUACAGUCAUCCUGAGAACGCAACCAUCAAGGCUUCCUCAGGCCUGAGAAAUGGCGGAGGGGCUGAAACCCCCCAAACACGCAUCCCUAUUAAGUUCCAAAAUACAUGUGCAGAGUGUUGGCAGAGCUUCAGCCAAAACUCGGACUUGAUCAAGCACAUGCGCAUCCACACUGGGGAGAAGCCCUACGAGUGCAUCCACUGCGGGAAGUGCUUUAAUGUCAGUUCCAAUCUUAUUCGGCACCAGAGAAUCCACACGGGGGAGAAGCCCUACACUUGCUCAAAUUGUGGGAAAAGCUUUACCGACAAGUCCACUCUCACUCAGCAUUAUCGCAUCCACACGGGAGAGAAGCCCUAUAUAUGCGCUUACUGUGGGAAAGGUUUCAGUCACAGUUCCCACCACAAGAGACAUGAGAAGAUCCAUGCAGGAGAAAAACCUAUUGCCUUUAUGCCCCCAUGGGCCUACCCCAACCAAACAUUCUCAGACAUGUAGGUUUCUUAAGAUAGGUGUAGACCUGUAUGGCCAGUGCCUUUGGCCAUUGUGGCUGGGAAUGAUGAGAGUUGUAGUCCUACAACCUCCAAGGACCCAAGUUAGAGAAUCAGUGCUUUAUAUUGUCUCUUCCUUAAAGUGACUGUUAAUACCUAACAUACCUCAGGAGAAGAUGUGAAAUUCAUUCAUUUGACCCUUUUUGCAAUUUUCCACUGGCAGGGAGGGUAAAGAUGCUCUCUUUUCCUAGGCAUUUUGUAUUUGACUUCUGGUGUGUGUGUGUAUGUAUAAAAUGUAUACACACUUUUAACCACAGCUAGAUGCGUAGGUUUUCAUAUAGCUGUCUAACUGCACAAUAUCUCCAUUUUCUAAGUCCUAUAUUGACUUCUGUAAAACCCUGUAGCAAUGAGUUCCCCAUGCCCAUUAGACAGCUUGAAGUUUAGUCUUUUGAAUCCAACUGAUUAUCUUUUUGUUUACCUUUGCCUCAUGCAGUGGUGGCUGGCCUUUUUGGCAAAUACACCAUAAGUCCAAAGUAUUAAGAUAUUUGCACUGUAGUACAUAUGUAUCUCUUUCCUACAACUCUUUUAUGUGCUUUUAUCUCUAGUCUACUGAGCUGGGGUAGCAGAUAACAGUAUAGUGCAGGGCUGCCCAACUUUGGCCUGCCAGCUACUACUGGACCACAACUCCCAUAAUCCCUUACUAUUGGCCACUGUGGCUGAGGAUCAGUGUUCCCUCUAACAGAAAAUCCCAGAUGUUAUUGACAACAACUCCCAGCAUCCUCAGCCCAAAGCCACUGCAGCUAGGGAUUCUGGGAGCUGUAGUCAGCAAUAUCUGGGAUUCCCUCUUACAGGGGGCACUGCUGGGGAUGAUGAGAAUUGUAGUCCAACAACAGCUGAAGGGCCAAAGUUGUGCAACUCUGGUAUAGUGUAAGAGAGGAAGACAGAAAUCAGGCUUGACUAUUCCCUAGCCAGGCUCAGAAGCUUGCUUGCAAUUAUCCAAGAGUGCCUCAACUGUAUUGUGACAUCCGUACUACAAGCUGGCCUCAGCUCCAUUGCAGUGCACAUGUUUUUCAUGCAGAAGGUUCUAGGAUCAGUCCCAGCGUCUCCAGUUAAAUAAUCUCAGGUAACAGAUGCUGAGGAAAAUCCUCUUCGUGAGACCCCGAAAAACUGCUGCCAGUCCGAAUAGACAAUAUGGGUAAGACGGACCAGUGGUCUGACUCAGUACGAAGCCACUUCGUAAACUCAUUGCUGCCUUAGAGCCUCUAUUUAUAUCUUCAGCUUUGUACUUCUAACCUUUCUCUGAAACUCCCUCGUCUCCAUCUAGUCGUUGAGCUGAUUAUCCGUCUCUUUUUGUGUUGAGAUGCACUAACCAAAUGAGAUGCAUUAACCAAAACUGCACAUAGUAUUCUGGGGCCUGUGACUUAUUGGUUCCUCUACAGGACGUUGGUGUUAUUGACCCUUCUAGCUUAUGCAUCAUGCUGUAUGGGUGGCUGGCUUGAACCACUGCUGAACACAGAAUUGGUGACUCUUUUGUAUCUUUUCAGGCUGUUGACAACAGAGGAGCGAGGGAGCUUCCCAUAAGGACUGCUUUGUUGGAUCAGUUCAAGCAUCCAUGUGUUCAAUGCUUUUUUCUCCAUGCCUGUUGCUAGCACUCCAUGUGCAGAGGCAGCAUACCUGCAAUUGUGCUGGGGAAAACACAUCCUGGAUUGGUUAUAACCAUCAUGCUUUGUUUGUGGUUUUCCUGGAAGCAUCUGGCUGGCCGUGCUUAGAGCCAGACUUGCAAGACUAGAUGGAGCUUUUGGCAAGGCAAUUCUUAUGUUCCGUUGUGGUUAGGCAAAUGCCUGGCCACGUGUUUUGGGACCAAACUGGAAGUGUAGGGAGCAGGGCUCUGCAUAGCACUCCCCAUGCCUGCAUCGUGUGUCUCCUUUCUUUGGGCUACACAGCCUGUGCUCUGCUUGCAGUCACUCUCUUUGCUCUCUCUCUCUCUCUCUCUCUCUCUCUCUCUCUCUUUUGUUAGUCUAGGAUAAGAGUUCCCAUCCUUGGAUCCCCAGAAGUUGUUGGACUACAAUUCCCAUCAUCCCUGGGUUGAAGGCCAUUGUGGCUGGGGAUGGUGGGAGUUGUAGUUCAACAUCAUCUGGGGACCCAAGGUUGGGAACUCCUGGUCCAGGACAAGAAUUGGCAACGGGAGGUCCCAGAGCCAAAUUUAAUCCCCUUUCGGAGUACCAGCCACCUUGCUGGUUGCCAGCUUUGAGCCCAAAAGAUAUGUAGAACUAAUGGCGGCGGUGACAUUGGGACUUGCUGACAAUCUGCUUCGGAUGUGCUGGUGGAAGAUGCUGGCCCUGCCACCUUCUCUGCCUUCCUCAAAGUGACUCCCUCCCCGCCAGCUAGUGGCUGACUAAGGCAUGUGUCAUGCCUUGGGCCAAGAGGGUCCAGGUUUCACCCUCAGGAUGGCCCAAUGGGGAGAGGCCAUCGGCAUUCCGCAGAGCAGGUAUUUUGCAUGUAUAAGGUCCCAGGCUUAAUCUCUGGCAUCUCCAGUUAACCUCCUGGCCUCUCCCCCCUUUUUCCUUCAGAAGGUUUUUCACUCCCAAACUGCUGUCAGGCAGGUGAGGUCAUACUGGAGGCUUUCCCUCCUAUCUCAGAUCAGAAGGCUGGGAUAACAAUAUGGACAGUGGGCAGGCAUGGUGUACCUUGCAAAAACAGGAUGUGCUGAGUGAAUGCAUUGGGUAUCCCAUCAGGCACCCACUCCUCACCAAGGAUCUGCAAUAUGGACCCAUCUAGACAAAAUGUCUCCUUACUUGCUAAUAACAUAACACCCAUCUUAGUCCAGCUCAAGGAAAAUCACUUGCCUUGUGAUCAGGGGGGAAGCGGGUGUAGCUAGAACUGACUGAAAGAGUUCAAAGAACCUGAGGCCCUCCAGCUCCACCCCUCCCUAUUUUCUUCAUUAUCUCCCUCACUCAGGCCCCCUCUCCCCUAGCUACGCCCCUGGGAAAAAACAUCCCUGUAUAUAAACAAACCCCAUGUCAAGGAGAAAAGUAGGCCUGGCAUUUCAUUUUCUGUGUCCUGAAAGGUGUGUCUACUUAUGCAGACCCUGCUCUUACUAGCACAGGGUGAGAUCCAUGUGUCAGUGAUUCAAAUAUUGCAUUAUUAGUGGAUCGCGCAGAAGCUGGAGUGGCUCUCACACUUGCUGUUCUUGCUAAUAAUGUAGAGCACAAAUUGGUCCAAAGAUAGCAGCAGGUUAUAUUGGGAGCAAUCCAACUAUCUUAGCUGGCCUGCUUGUACUUAAGCUAGUAGGAUUUACUCCCAUUGACAUCAUCAAUCACCUCCUUUCAAUCAAGCAGCUAGUCUCAGCAUUUUAAGGGAACCUUCAGGGGAGGUGAGUGCAAAAGCUUUAAAAAUAUAGCUAUUCCAAGCUGUUACAUGUGUUUUAAACUUAUUUAGAGCUUUGUAAAGCCAGGGAAAGACCAGAUAAAUAGUUCAAUGCUGCAGUUUGUAAGCUAAGUUUUUGCGACUUUUAUUUCUCAGAAUGUAUUUGUAUCCUCAUGUGAAAAUAUUUGGAAGCAGAACUUUCAAAAUGUUAGUUGUUUUGGUUCUGAUAGCUACAUUUUCUGAAACGUGUCUUUUAAAAAGCUACUACAAAUGGAUAAUAAAGAUGAUUUUUUUAAAAAAAA